AUGAUAUUUUCAAAGUUGAAUUUCAAUUUUACAAGAAGAAAAAAGCAAGAACAACAGAGCUUCUCUCAAACGGAGAAUCAAACUCCUGUGGAGAGUCCGGAAAGCCCUCCACCAGCAGUAAUAUGUUCUGAUAUAUGUCUUGGUUGGGGUAUUGGUAUGAAUUCACGUGAUGGAACAUCAUACCCAGAGUAUCGGCCAGAAUCGGCACUGAAAUUACCAUUCGCAUGA
Messenger RNA from Anisakis simplex (herring worm), 228 nucleotides. Lineage: Eukaryota; Metazoa; Nematoda; Chromadorea; Rhabditida; Anisakidae. The record is from the annotation of a GenBank genome assembly.